Molecule: messenger RNA, 2016 nt
Organism: Chrysemys picta bellii (western painted turtle)
Lineage: Eukaryota; Metazoa; Chordata; Testudines; Emydidae
Source: RefSeq, a predicted model, not a curated record
AUGGAACAGGGAGAAAAGGAAAUGAGUCUUGCCCAGAGUUUUGAAGAGUGCUUUUCUGAUACGUUAAAAUUCUCUUACUCUGAAGUAAUAGUGCCAAGAAAGCUAGAACCAAGGGAUGGCAUAGACACCAAGGAGAAGGUGUCUUAUCUAAUUAAAGUAGAAGGAAAGCUCCAUAUUGUUCACCUACUACAGAAGAAAAUGUUCGUAGCCCCAAAUAUCCCAGUUUUUACUUACAAUGAGAAGGGAGACUUGAUAACAGAUUAUCCAUAUAUACAGGAUGAUUGCUACUACUCUGGAUAUGUGGAGGAUGUCCCAGAAUCUGUUGCAGUUCUCAGCACCUGCUCUGGACUCUGGGGACAUUUGAUGAUUUCCAAUUUAAACUAUGAAAUUAAACCUGUUAAAUCUUCCUCUACGUUUCAACACAUUAUUUAUCGAAUGGCAGCUGAUGAAGACUCACCUGGUCGAUGUGGCGUAACAGAUGAAGAUAUGAAAGAUCAAGCAGCUAAAGGCAGAGACCAUCAAAUAUCUAAGGUUCAGAUGGAGAGACAGCUUGUAGUAGAUAAACAUGAACUAAACACUUUGUACACAUCUAGCAGAUAUUUAGAGUGUUAUUUUGUUGCAGACACAGCUAAAUUUCGCCUUGAAGAUUCCAAUCAAACUUUGUUGACACUGAAGAUGCUUCAGUAUAUUCACUUUACAAGUGAGAUGUACCGUCCAUUUGGCCUUCAUGUUGUUCUUAUUGGAUUAGAGCUUUGGACAGAAAGGGAUCUCUUUACAAUCACUCGCCUUUUGGAUGACGUUCUUCUAUUUUAUUCAGAUUAUGUUAGAAAGUCCCUUAUGGGCCGUGUACAUUUUGACCACGCAGAAUUAAUUGUGGGUGGAAGAUAUCGAGGGGCUGUUGGAUAUUCAUAUGGAGACCUUCUGUGCACUAUAACUCCAUCAGUAGCUGUUGUCAAUGCAAAAGAUAUAUCAGUGCUCUAUGAUGCAAUCCUUGUUUCACAUGAGAUGGGACAUUCUCUUGGUUUCCCUCAUGAUGAUGAUAAGACAAAUACAGCUAGAGGCUGUGUUUGCAAAUGCCCUGGAGGAGGAAACUGUAUCAUGUGGUCAUAUACCCCGACGAUAAUAUGCAAAGAGUUCAGUAACUGCUCCAGAGCAGACUAUUUCAACAUGAUAAGAAAACCAGGAAAAACUUGCCUUCUUAACAUACCAGAAAAGAAAAUAUUUGGAACACAGAUGUGUGGUAAUGGUGUAAUAGAAGAUAGGGAGGAAUGUGACUGUGGUAUGGAUGAGGUGUGCCUACGGAGUGGUUGUUGCCUACCCAAUUGUGUAAUAAAGCCAGGUGCUGCUUGUAUUUCUGGACUUUGCUGCAAAAACUGUCAGCUUCAUAGACAAGGGGAAAUAUGCAGAAAAAGUAUUGGUGAGUGUGACCUUCCCGAGUUCUGCAAUGGGACUUCAAGCUGGUGCCCAGAGGAUGUAUUUAAGCAAGAUGGAACUCCAUGCGGUGACAAUGACUGUUGUUUCCAGGGGAGAUGCCGUAACCACGAGAGACAGUGCAAAGCUGUAUUUGGCAAAGCAGCACAUCGGGCCCCACUGAAUUGUUUCAAAGCAGUGAAUACUAAAGGUGACCGGUGUGGCAACUGUGGUGGGGAUGGACUUACUUACAAUAAGUGUCAAGACAAAGAUGUCUUGUGUGGAAGACUGCAGUGUGUUAAUGUUAAAAAAAUCCCUCAGAUGACAAGUCUUGGGUCCAUAGUUCAAACCCCAGUUGAUGAUAUCUUGUGUUGGGGUACAGAAUUUCAUGCUGGGAGGGACAUGGUGGACGUUGGCUCAGUGGGAGAUGGCACUGCAUGUGGUGAGAACAAGGUACUGUAGUAAGUAUAGUUAGAUUUGUGAAUGGGGUGGAACAGAGAUUAAAUGGAGAGAGGGAGGCCUUGAACUCCUGUUCUCUGCUCCAUGUUGCCUUCCAUCCCCUUACCUGAAAAGCCUCAGAGAUCGCUAUAAGGACCACCUGUUCUC